GAUGUUCUUUCUAAAUCGACGCUUGAAGGAGAAGACUAGUUUUUUGAGGGUGCAGAUUCCCGCGCAUCGACAGUGCUCUGAGAUUUCUUAAUGGCUUCCAAGAGAGAAAGGUCGUUGUCACCGUCGAGUGCGAUGGAGUUGUCUCGCUUGCGUUUCUUAGGGUUUGCGACUUCCAUGGUGUUCAGAGCAGAGAUUGAGCCUCCAGAUCCAGCCUUCUACAAGGAAUUUCAAAGAUCAAAGGAACACCCUACGACAUUGCAUUCACCCACCACUCUUUUCCUCCUCAAGCAUUGCUUCAGUCGUUUCCUCACUCCAUUGCCUUUCAUGUCUAUUUGAAAUUGGGGAUGGGUUUGGGUUUGAAAUGGUUUCAGAGCGAUUUGGCCAGGUUUUUUAUUCCACCCUACUUUCUUAUUGUUGUUGCUCAACAAAAAUCAAACUUCAUUGAUAGAAUGGAAAUGGCAACCUGAUGUUGUGAAUUUGGCUGCUUUGUUUGUGCCUCGGCUGUGCGAAAAGGAUCCAGAUGUUGCCAUGGCAAUCAAUGUGCCUUUUUCUC
Rubroshorea leprosula is the source of this 553-nucleotide messenger RNA. NCBI's taxonomy places the organism in Eukaryota, Viridiplantae, Streptophyta, Magnoliopsida, Malvales, Dipterocarpaceae. The record is from the annotation of a GenBank genome assembly.